AUGAAUUUUCUAUCUAAGACCUUUAGUACAUUAACGGGAUCUUCUAUCCCGUAUACUAUUAAGGAAAAGAUUGUUGACCCUCCCCUUUCCUUCCCAGAUACCAGAUCAAUCUGGACAGUAUAUGAUGGUGUAAACCCAAAAAACGAUAAUGCUCCAGUUACCAUAUUUGAAUUUAAUCUUAAAGACCCUGUGAAUAUACUGAAUGACUAUGUUGCUUUAGCCAAAAAUUGCUUCAAGAAGGCGAAAUUGAUUAAGCACCCAGGAAUUAUAUCAGUAAUUGAUUUUAUCGAAAAUGACAACUUCUUAUAUAUUAUAACAGAACAAGUUGUACCCUUGAAGAAUUAUUUAAGCAAUAAUAAGAGUCAGAUUUCUGAAGAUGCCAAAUUAUUUGGGAUUUAUUCGGUUGGUCAAUCAUUACUGUUUAUUAACAUGAAAUGCCAAUGUUUACAUGGAAAUGUUGAUGUUAAUAAUUCUGUAUUUGUUACUCCGGCAGGAGACUGGAAGCUAUUUGGAUUUGAAUUAUUGACUAAUCUCAAUUCUGAUCCAGAUCAACCUAUUUACAGACAUUCCAAUAGAUUGCCAGGGUUUGAAAAUCGUGUACCGGAAGAUGUUUUAAAUCUGGGAGUAGAUUCCAUAAGACAGUUUCCUAUAAAGUUUGAUUCAUUUUUAUAUGGAGCUUUCAUCUUCAAAAUAUUAACCCUUGAUACUUUUGACGGUAAAGUUCAACAACUGGAUUUACUGGUAUCGAAUAAUAAGAUUCCAAAGCAGUUAAAUGUUCAUUACAAAAGACUUAUUUCGAAUAAGCCAAAUUUAAGAACUACAGUAGAUAAAUUCUUAAGCGAUAGCAAUACAUUCUUCAACAAUAACAAAAUAGUACAAUUUAAUACCCAACUAGAGGAAAUCAAAUUCAAGAACGACGAAGAAAAACGUGAGUUUUUCAAAUAUGGUCUUGCGUCUUACUUAUCCGAGAAUGAUAGCAUUCAAUUCCCACCAGGUUUGCUAGACCACAAGCUUUUACCUGAGCUUGUAAGUCAGUUCAAUAAUUUGUCAAAAAUAGCACCAACAGUAAAUUCUACCCCAGAGGAACAUCAACAAAGGCAAGAAACUAUAUCUGUAAUUUUACAUUAUAUAUUGAGAUUUGGAUCAACAUUGCCUACAGAUUUAUUUUGUAAGUCGGUGAAACCAAUUAUUUUCAAAACUUUCAGCUUGGCUGAUAGAACAAUUAGAUUAAACUUAUUGACUCACCUCCCAUCUUAUUCAGCAUAUUUAACUGAAUCGGAUAUUCAACUGAAAAUAUUUUAUGACAUGAUCAGUGGCUUUCAAGACACUAAUUUUAUGAUUCGUGAAACUACGUUAAAAUCUAUCACUACUAUUAUUGAUAAAGUAUCUGUAAAACAAGUUAACCAAGAUUUGCUAAAGGUAUUAGCAAAAUCACAGAUGGAUCCAAAGCCUUCAAUUAGAACGAAUACAUUAAUAUUGAUUAUAAAGAUAUCAGAUAAGAUCUAUAAAAAUUCUAAAAACAAUGUCUUGAUAACUGCAUUAUCCAAGUCGUUGAGAGAUUCUUUUACGCCAUGCAAAAUGAUGGCUUUGUCUGGAUUUGAAAAACUCAUUGAUGAAUUUUCAUUAGAUGAAAUUUGUGGAAAAAUAUUAGGACAUUUGGCUAUUUCAUUAAUGGAUAACAAAUCUUAUAAAGUCAGAGUUGAGGCAAAAAGAGUUUUCGACUUGUAUUUGCAGUCGGUCGAGAAACAUUCUGCCUCGCUUCCUCAAGAUGAAGAAGACGAAGAUUUAGAAGAAAAAGAAUUUUUCAAGAAACAUGCACCAAUGAGCAAAGACGCUCAAGAGAAAGUAGUAGAAGCACCUGUAUCAAGUUCUUCAUUCGGGUGGAAUGUGGUGAAUAAAUUAAUAUCUACAUCUGCUGUAAAUGGUAAAUUGAACAACGAUUUUAAUAGCUCUACGCCGGACUUGACAAAACCUGCUUUGCCAUCGGCAAACAACAUCAAAUCAAACAUUAAUGAUCAGCAAAACAGUACUGACAAUAUCCAAGAUUGGAAUUUUGAGGAUGAUGGUUGGAAUGAAGAUGUUGAUCUUGAGAUUGACAAUAAUAUAUUAGAAGAGUCAAAGGUUACACCCUCAAAAAGUUCACCUACUCCCUUAAAGCCUCAGAAAAAAGCCAGUACUUUGAAGCUAGGAGCUAAGCAACAAAAGAAUCCAGGGUCGACUCUCAAGCUAAACCUUACCGUUGAGGAGGAUGAUGGGUGGGGUGAUUCCGCUGAUUGGUAA
This is a messenger RNA of Debaryomyces fabryi, 2280 nucleotides long. RefSeq names its product Cex1p (gene CEX1). The transcript has a single exon. The coding region runs from base 1 to 2280 and encodes 759 amino acids. Lineage: Eukaryota; Fungi; Ascomycota; Pichiomycetes; Serinales; Debaryomycetaceae. Gene Ontology annotation, biological process: tRNA export from nucleus; protein phosphorylation. Gene Ontology annotation, molecular function: protein kinase activity; ATP binding. The record is from RefSeq and is a predicted model, not a curated record. Gene Ontology annotation, cellular component: cytoplasm.